CAUGUAUUGGCAUUUGAUUGGUCGAGAGGCAAAAAUACAAACUAAAUCACUUUUUAACGGCAAGCAGGACGGAGAGCGUUGCAGAAAAUAUUACCCAUAAAGGAAUAUUUGUUCGUCUGCUGUUAGAUUUCAGCUGACAGGAACUGAAGAUGAUCGAGGUGGUUUGCAACGAUCGUCUGGGCAAGAAAGUCCGAGUCAAGUGCAACUCAGAGGAUACAAUUGGAGAUCUAAAGAAGCUCAUCGCUGCCCAGACAGGAACUCGAUCCGACAAAAUUGUAUUAAAGAAAUGGUAUACUAUAUUCAAGGACCACGUUUCCCUGGGUGACUAUGAAAUCCAUGAUGGGAUGAACCUGGAGCUGUACUACCAGUAGACCAGACGAGGACCACAAGUCGAUGCCACAGAGACAGCCCUCUUCCUUGUCACCCAUACAGACACACACAAACACAGAUGGGAUCUGUUGCAGCAAGCCACCAUGCUCACACAACGCAACUGAAAGAGAAGGAGCAGCAUAUCUACCUGUCUAGAAAACCACACAGACAUGACAUUGAUCUCCGUUUUAGCUUUUGAUUUUUGCCCAUAAAUUAUGUCAGACAUGUUGUUGUUCUACAGUUUUUUGUUUUGAUAUUUUGAAAUUAAAACAGAUAUUUACCUA
Centropristis striata (black sea bass) is the source of this 653-nucleotide messenger RNA. RefSeq names its product ubiquitin like 5 (gene ubl5). Gene Ontology annotation, biological process: protein modification process; mRNA splicing, via spliceosome. Lineage: Eukaryota; Metazoa; Chordata; Actinopteri; Perciformes; Serranidae. The record is from RefSeq and is a predicted model, not a curated record. The transcript has 5 exons. Gene Ontology annotation, cellular component: nucleus; cytoplasm. Gene Ontology annotation, molecular function: protein binding; protein tag activity. The coding region runs from base 150 to 371 and encodes 73 amino acids.